AUGCAAUUACGAAAUUCGACCUAUAGAUCUGUUCGUGAAUGUGCAAAGAAAGUAUACGCCAACGAAGGACUGAAAGCAUUCUACAUAUCGUUUCCAACAACUGUAUCCAUGUCUAUUCCAUUUCAGUCCGUUCAAUUUGCGACAUAUGAGUACUGUAGAUCCAAAUUCGACCCAGAGGGAUCCUACAAUCCAAAGAUCCACAUGUUAGCAGGCGCUGUAGCGGGUACAGUUGCUUCAUCCGUUACUACACCACUGGAUGUUGUCAAGACGCUAUUGCAGACCAAGGGCUCAUCAAAAGAUGCCGACAUCAAGAAUUGCAAUGGGUUUAGAGAGGCUACCAAUAUCAUUUACAAUCGACAUGGCAUCAAGGGAUUUUUCAGAGGAUUUAGGCCCCGUGUGUUGACCAACAUGCCCAGCACAGCCAUCAGCUGGAGCGUUUACGAGUAUUUCAAGUGGUUUUUGGCAAGUGAGGAAGGAGACAAAUUCAUAGAUCGCAUUUAA
Molecule: messenger RNA, 501 nt
Organism: Mucor velutinosus
Lineage: Eukaryota; Fungi; Mucoromycota; Mucoromycetes; Mucorales; Mucoraceae
Exons: 1
Coding region: 1-501 (166 amino acids)
Biological process (GO): iron import into the mitochondrion
Cellular component (GO): mitochondrial membrane
Molecular function (GO): ferrous iron transmembrane transporter activity
Source: RefSeq, a predicted model, not a curated record